Messenger RNA from Chelmon rostratus (copperband butterflyfish), 5443 nucleotides. RefSeq names its product neuroblast differentiation-associated protein AHNAK. Gene Ontology annotation, cellular component: cytoplasm; nucleus. The transcript is spliced from 5 exons. The record is from RefSeq and is a predicted model, not a curated record. NCBI's taxonomy places the organism in Eukaryota, Metazoa, Chordata, Actinopteri, Chaetodontiformes, Chaetodontidae. Gene Ontology annotation, molecular function: protein binding. Bases 269 to 4135 code for a protein of 1288 amino acids. Gene Ontology annotation, biological process: regulation of RNA splicing.
GCACUAUGAGAGGCGGUACUGAUGCGGCCUAACCAGUUCUCCUGGCUUGGUUUAAGCUUAUAGGCAUUUAACUGCCAGAUCCAUCCGAUCCUGCCUGACAGAGCAGCGGCGAUAAGCUGAGGAGGAGACGUCUCUCCCUGGACUUUGUUUAGGUGGAGGUGACGCUGGCAGCAGCAUACGAUAACUUUGCUGUGGUUUCGAGUUUCCAUGGUUCUUGUAUUUUAGUAUAAAUCCCGUAAUAUGUGGAUUUAAAUACACCCAAGAAAUCAUGAGUGGGGACACCAACAGUAGAAGUUUUUCAGAAAGCCUGGUCCUGGAUGACUCUGAGAAAGGGGUCAUCAUUACAGGAAUCACAGAUGACACAGUCGCUGCAAAGAGUGGCCUGAAAGCAGGGGAUGAGAUUGUUGCAGCCACUAUACACUUAGACCACCUCAGCAAAAAUGAAGUGUUGAACAUCCUGAAGGUCCUGGAGCCAUAUGAUAACAACAUGAAGGUUCUGACAAAGAAAGAGCUGAGUGCCAGUGCUGGCCUUGGCACUUUGGGAUUAGGUCUCAAAGACCCUGCAGAGAUGCUCAUCCAAAAGAAAGAUCUGUCACUGGACACGUCGGCUGAGGGACCAGUGGUCUCCCUUGGCCAGGGUGGAAACCUAAAUGUUGCGCAGGGGUUGGGGGGUGACUUAAAUAUUCCCACUCUCAAUGGAGACCUUCCAAGUCUCAAUCUAAGUAAGACCUCAGAUGAUGCUGGUGCCAAGUUCACAAUGCCCUCUUUGGGACUGACUGGACCAAGUGUAAAGGGAGAUCUAGAUGGCACCCUCAAAGCACCUGAUGUCAGUGUCUCCACUCCCCAGCUUAACACUCCCAGUACCUCGUUUGACAUUGAGAAACCAGAAAAAAAAACAGGUGACCUGAAAUACAAGCCCCCGAAAUUCACAAUGCCAAACUUUAAUCUUUCAUCAGAAAAACCAGAUGUAGACAUCAAUGUGCCAAAGGCUGAGCUGAAUGGUCCUGAUGUAAAUUUAGAAGGACCAAAUGCUGAUAUUGAGGCACCUUCAGGCAAAAUCAAGUGGCCCCAUCUAAAAUGGAAAGGCCCCAAAGUGAAAGGACCAGAUGCUGACUUGAAUGCUGGCCUAUCUGUACCUGAUGCCAGCCUCUCCACACCAAAGAUCGAUGGAGAUCUAAGUACACCAGAUGUGGCCCUAAAUACUGACAUGGACGUUUCUUCAGGUAAAAUCAACUGGCCUCAUUAUAAGUGGAAGAAACCCAAACAACCAAAGGCUGAUCUGGACUUAGAUGCGAACCUGAACACACCAGAUGUUGAUCUUGCUGUUCCAAAAGUGGAAGGUGAAAUAAACGCCCCAGAUGUAGACAUAAAUUUGCCGAAGGGUGACAUUAAAGGCCCUGAGCUAGACCUGCAAACCACAAAUAUUGACGUACAGGCUCCAUCUGGUAAAAUCAACUGGCCUCACCUGAAAUGGAAGAAAGGCAAAUAUCCCAAAACAGACAUAGGCAUAGAUUCAGAUCUAAACACACCUGAUUUAAAGACUUCAGCUCCAAAGAUUGAGAGUGACAUUAAUGUACCUGGUGCAGAACUGAACCUCCCAAAAGCUGACCUUCAAGCCCCUGAUGUAGAUGUUAAUGCCCCAGUUCUUGACAUUGAUGCUCAAUCAUCGAAAGUGAACUGGCCUCACCUGAAGUGGAAGAAAAACAAGCAUGGCCUCAAAGGUGAUAUGGAUGGUAAUGUAGACCUGAGUGCACCAGAUGUUGAUCUGCCUGAUGCAAAAAUUGAUGGUGAGAUAAGCACACCAGACUUACCCAAUGCUGACAUUGAGGCCCCUUCUGGCAAAAUCAAGUUUCCAACACUCAAAAAGCCAAAGUUCCUGAUUUCUGGGACAAAGACAAAAACCCCAGAUGUUGAUGCACUUGACCUCAGUCUCUCUCCCCAAGCAUCACUUGAUGGGCCUGAUGUUGAUCUGAAUGCACCCCCACUUGAAGUUAAAGCCCCAGAGGUAGACACUGAGCUUCCAUCUGGGAAGUUCAAAUGGCCCACUCUUAAAAAGCCAAAGUGGUCAGUCUCAGGCCCGAAAGUUAAUGGUCCAGAUGUUGAUAUUGAGUCUGGUGUUUCAACCACUGACUUGAACCUCUCAGCUCCAAAAAUGGAUGGUGUGAUUAAUGCCCCAGAUGCAAAUAUAAACUUGCCAAAAACUGACCUGGAGGACGUCAAGUUAGACAUUAAUUCUCCGGAUGAUGAGGGUCUGUCUGGAAAAUUCAAAUGGUUCAACUUUAAGAAACCCAAGUUUGGCACCCUGAAGGGUCCAAAGGCUGACAUUGAUGCUGAUGUGAAUGUACCGGAUGCACACCUCAAAACACCUGACAUGGAUUUGAGUGCACCAGACCUCAAUAUCAAUGUGCCCACUGCUAAUGUCAAAGGUCCAGCUGUGGAUCUUGAUCACAACUCAGAUGGUAAGCUGAAACUACCAAAUUUCAAUGGGGUAAAAGUUAAGGGAUCUGAUGCCAGUCUUAAUUCAGACCUGAAACCGUCAGAUCUGUCUUUGUCUGCACCAGACAUUGAAGGCAGUUUCGAUGUACCAGAUCUUGACAUUAAUUCUCCAAAAGCUGACCUUCAAGCCCUGGAGGGUGAUGUCGCACCUGGAAUAUCCAUGAUACCCAACAUGAAACUGCCAAAGUUUGAUUUAUCAGGGCCAACAGUAAAAGGACCUAAUGUCAAUACUGGUGCUGACCUCAAGAGUUCAGGUCUGGAUCUUUCUGCCCCCACAUUUAAAGAUGUCAGCACUCCAGAUCUAGGGCUUGAUUCUGAUCUUAAGACAGAUAUUCCCAAAACUAAGAUCAGUUUACCUUCUCCCGUGCAAAAGAUUGGGGGUGUGGAUCUUAAUUUGCCCAAAGCUGAUGCAAAAUUGGAUGGAAACCUCUCAUCAUCAAACAUAAACACCAAGCUGCCAAAAGCUGAACUAGAAACACAUGAUGUCACACUGAAAGCUCCAAAUGUGGAUAUCGAUCUGCCCACAGCAGACCUUAAACAGCCUGAUGCACAGUUGAAAGCACCAAAUGGUGAUUUUGAUUGCAGUCUGGGUGAUUUUAAAUUGCCUCAUUUGAAUUUUCCAAACCUUGAUCUUUCAUGCCCUGAGGUAGAAGUUCCAACUGUUCAUCCUUCAGUUGAGUCUGGAAUAGAGGCAUCUCCUAGUGCAGAUGCCAACAUCUCUGCCCCUGUGGUAGACUUGAGUGUACCAAAGGCAGAGGGAGACAUCACACUACCUGAGGCAGGUUUGGUCGCUCCAACUGUAGAUGUCAAUCCUGAAAAGUCCAAAUUGCCACAUUUCAAGCUUCCAAAGUUGAACCUUUCAGGGUCUAAUGUAAAAGCUCCAAAAGUUGAUACUAGUGCAAAUCUUGUCUCACCUGAUGUGAAAGUCAAAGCUCCCAGUGUUGAAGGAGAAAUCAGUUCACCUCAUGUCAGUAUGUCUGCUCCUGAAAUGAAGACAAGCCUCAACACACCUGAACUAGAUGUCACAGCUGAAGCAGAUGCUGAAGUUAAAAGUUCUCCAAAAAGUAAGCUGAGAUGGCCGUUCAAAUGGGGAUUAAAGUCUGGCUCAGGUGCUGAUGAAGAGGGAAGUGAGGAUGACUCUGAAACUGAUGUGUCUAACGCUGAGGUGGAGGUUCCUGCAUUCAAAUUCCACAGACUGCCGACGAACAACGUUGAUGGCAUGGGAGGAAUUGGUGAUACCUUCGGCUUAUCAAAACUUGACACAUCGGCAAAGGAUUAUGUUGUCAGCAAAGGAAUCCGCUUGCCAGUAGUGAAUGCGACAUCAAAAGGAGGAGAAAAGAUUGACAUUAUGGAAAGAUUAAAAAUGGCUAAAGAAAAACUACCCUCAGCUAAUGCCUCUCCAACCGAAGCGAAGACUGAUAUUGAUCUGAAGCUCGCCGCUCCGAGUCUUGAUGUAAGUGCCUCUUCAGAAGCAGGAGAUUCUUCUUUGGUGAGAGGAGGCACUUUCAAAGUAGAAAAGCCAGAGUCUGUACUGGGACUGGUAGCUCCUGAAGUUUCGGCAUCAGAUGAAAAGGAUAAAUUGUCAUUGGGCCUGUCCAAUAUGCUCGGCCUUAACACCAAGGAUUCAGAUGCUGAGUGAUUCCUGCUGGGCCAAUCUGAUAAAUAAAGCUUCUGUCCAGAAAAAGUGUAAAUACAUGUAACUAAACCAGUUGAAUGCCUUAGUUUGUGAUCAUAAACAGAGCUGAGCUUUUUUAUUUACACUUGCCACAGUUUUCUGCAGAUAAUGCCAGCUUCAGUAUCCUUCUUGUGGAACAACUUUGGGUAGCCUCACGAAGAAACCUGUUUUUAUAAUGUGUAUAUUCCUGUUAUUUAUAUAAACUUUUUUCUAAACAUGAUUUGUUGAUUUGGAAGCAUGUUACUUAAAUAACUGUCUCAGUAUUGUAUGUGAUCACAUCGAGCUGUUUAGGUUUCUCAGAGGUGCAUUACUUCACCAUAAACUUUUUAAAUAAGUGAAUCGUGUGAGUGAAUGUAUGUUAAUUUUUUGUUCAGUAAUUAACUCAAUAUAAUCAAUAUGCUUGUGAUUCAUUACUAAUAUUAAAGAAGGAAAAUAAUAAAACUGAUGACUUGCUGGUUUCUAUCCGACGUAAAGGAAUCUAUGAAAAAGAGCAAGAGGCUUUGCUAUGGUUUAUUUUACAGAUCCAUAAUUAUGUAAUAAAUUCUGAGAAAGCUCCCUGGAAAGGAAUUGUCCCUGAAAUAAAAACUAAAUAUUAAUCCAUUAUCCAAACCUUAACCUCAUAUAAGUUGAAAUGUACACUUGCCACUUGUUCUGUAGGAUACAAUAGCAGUUAUUUAAACAAACACUGAACACUGUCCCUAUUUUCCCUUAAUCAGACCAAAUUAAAGUUCUUUUUAGGAACCCUCUUGGAGAUAAUUUGCAAAUUAUUAAAAAAUUAUAUUUUACCAGUGUUACCAAUAAGAUUAAUGAAAAUCAAAAAUAUUAUUCAAGUGCCUGUUAAAAACGAAAAGCAUGUUAAAAAUGUGCAUGUAUUCGACGGAUGCUGUAGGGGACUUUGAGGUUGAUGUUGCUUUAAACAUGACAACAGCUUGUACAGGGUUUGAUGUGUGUUUAUUUCAUACUGAGAAAACAAGUACAAUAAAAAAAUCCAGUUGUUUCUUCAAAUGUAAAAAAACUGAAUGACAACAAACACUGAUGUGAGCAUUAAAGGUUUUAACUGCUAAAAAUGCUGUUUCAACUGCUUAAAUCUCUAGUUUAGAUCUCUUAAGUAGAUUUUGUUUGAUUAGACCAAAUUAAGGGGAUAUCUAUGUAUGAACAAAUUAUGUGACUGAUCUACUGUACUCAUCAUUCGUUCAAUCAUGUUUGAUAUAGAACGACCCCGCCAAUGCAAUUAUUACACGUGACACACAUCCUGCUAACAUGGCAUGUAUG